AUGACGGAGCUCGGAAAUGCAUCUGCUAGUUCGCCGCCAGCUGCUAGCAGUACGACGUCGGGAUCACUACGGUUCACACCAUCGUCGACACCAUCGGCAUUCGGCGAUGGUCCUGACCCAGACCAGCCUUUGCCGUCCAUAGAGAGAGAUAUCUCAUCUGCAGGCAGCCGACAAAAUACCCCUAGCACAACUGUAUACACGCCAUCAGCUUCAACCGAGAGAGCUUCGACUCAUCACAGCCUGGAGCAUGAUAACUUACACCAACACCUUCAUAACUUGACGUUGGCAUCGCCUGAAGUACAAGUGAGAUCGCCUUUGCAGAGGGAUACACCUACUCCUUCUAUCCAUGUUACCCCAGCACCUUCUGUGGACGGCCGCAGUCAACCCCGAGCCAGUAGGGCCGACAGACUCCUUACUGAGCUGAAUGCCCUUCACAUGGGAUCCUCCCCCGGUUCAGGUUCUCCGGGUGGUCCCGGAACGGGCCAGAGCCGCUCUCCAUCUCCAUCACGCCGUCGCCGCUCUGGCUCUGGAGUCAAUAGAGUGAUCCACCGUAUCGAGGAUGAAAAUCCGCCAGACGCUGUAUUCCACGUGAGGGAGGUCCAAGAAGCUCUCGUCAGCGCAAAGAGCGUACCAUCAAAUAUGCUCAAUGUUCUGUCUGCGUCCGAUCUGCACCGAGAACCGGGAUCAGUAAUUGAAAGCCUCCGUCAACAGGCCAUGAGGCUGAGCGCAUUUCAAUUGCCAUCGUCCCGUAUUGUCGGACUCGUCGGCGACUCGGGUGUAGGAAAAAGCAGUCUAAUUAAUUCCUUACUUGACAAAAGGGACUUGGCCAGAGCGAGCAACAGCGGAGCAGCGUGCACCUGUGUCGUUACGGAGUACCACUACCAUGACAGAGACGAUUUUGUUGUACUUAUUGACUACUUCACACUGGAAGAGCUGAGGAGACAGUACGGCGAAUUGUUACGGGCUUACCGUGAUAACGAAUCGCCUCCAACAGAUGCUACUCGAGAAGACCGCGAAAGCUUACGGCGUAGAGCUGAUCUCGCCAGAGACACGUUCAGAGCAAGCUUCAGAGAGAGGCUAGAGCAAACACCGACAGUUCUUCUUUCCAUGCCCUUCGAUCAUGCCGUGAAUACGAUGGUCGAAUGGGCAUCACAACUACUGGGAUCCCGGGGGAGAGCCGAUGGCCCAGCGGAGACGCAGGAAACAAUCAAUACGGCUGAAGGGUGCUCUUCACGGCUGAGAGAACUAACGUCAGAAUUAGAUAAUCCCGACCCCAACAGAGCCGCUCGAGCAUGCCUUUGGCCGUUCGUCCGGAAACUGAGGGUCUACCUGAAGGCUUACAUUUUGAGCAAAGGGCUCGUCAUUGCCGAUCUUCCAGGACUGCGUGACCUCAACUCCGCUCGCCAGAAUGUUACUGAGCGGUAUGUUCGGCAGUGUCAUCAGAUACUUGUUGUUGCGAGGAUCGAUCGAGCUAUCACAGACCAAAGCAUCAAAGACGUAUUCGAUUUGGCCCGUCGUGCUAGAUUGUCUAAUGUCGGUAUCGUCUGUACGAGGUCUGAUAGGGAGGCAAGGGCGGACUGGCCGGCUGAAAGAACAAGAAUCGACGCGAUGCAAAGAAAAAUCGACGCGAUGCAAAGAAAAAUCGACGCUAAUACACGCGAAAUCGAAUCUCUCAAGGAAGAAAUUGAUGACUUCGGUGAAGACGUUAUGGAUCUUUCUGAAGAGGACGCCCGUGAAUAUGCGAGACUACUGGAUGAUUGCCGAAAGGCUGAGUUACGCCGCCAUAUUAUUACUGUACGGAACGACAAAGUCUCCCGCAGUGUACAGGACAAAUACAGGAGCCAUCCAAUUGCAGCAAACCCGAAAACAUUCUGUGUGAGUAAUAGAAUAUACUGGAGCCAACGUGAGAAGCCUGUCAGUAGCGCUCUCCCCUACCUACAGUUGAGCGGGAUUCUGGACCUGCGCCGCCAUUGCAUUGGGAUUGUUGCCGAGAGCCAUCUCCGCGCAACUACGGAGUAUAUCAAAGACGAGAUCCCGGCAUUUCUUGGUUCUGUUGCACUAUGGGUUGAGGCAGGGUUCGGCAAUGCAAGCACAGAAAGAAAGCAACAGAUUCUCGAGGCUGUGUCUACGAUUCAACGCGAACUCGAAGAGUUAACAUCUCCAGUCUCUCAACUCGGUGGCAUUUCGCGCGCUCUAUGUACCGAAUUCGAUACCCAAGUCUACCUGCAUUUGAGUACGUCUGACAUUGACCGCGGCAAAUUUCUGACUGACUAA
Messenger RNA from Trematosphaeria pertusa, 2274 nucleotides. RefSeq lists its product as uncharacterized. The transcript has 7 exons. Bases 1 to 2274 code for a protein of 757 amino acids. NCBI's taxonomy places the organism in Eukaryota, Fungi, Ascomycota, Dothideomycetes, Pleosporales, Trematosphaeriaceae. The record is from RefSeq and is a predicted model, not a curated record.